CUUCUCACAGGUCUCAACGAAUCAGCGCACGAUUUAUGAGUAUCAUGAACCCUUCAACGUCAAGGCGGAAAGCGAUCAUCACGGACAGUCUACCAGCCUUCCCGCCAUCGCCGACGGCAUUACCACGCGAGACAGGCUCCCUGGAGCUACUCGAGCUGACAGCGUCACUGGAACGGCGGGUGAUUCCGAACAGGCCUGGGCCGCGCUAGAAGCGAUGGUCCGUAGGACCCGAUGCAACGUUGGCGGCUCAACUUGCACCGGUUACAUCCCCGAAGGUACCGCUGAAGACGUUCAAACACACCUCGAGACGUGCCACGCCGAUCAAUUGAACAGGGCUCCGAAGGGCGAGAACGGUCGGGUUGAAUGCCUACUGCGCGAAUGCAGUACGAAGGUAAAAAUGGGUCGACUGGGCAAGCACAUGGAGGAGAAGCAUCUGGGGAGGCGUCGUACCCAAUGCGAUGGAUGCGGCAAAUGGUUGUCGCGCCCAGACGCGCUCAAGCGACACAAGAAGAGGUUCCACAAAGGAGUUGAAGCAACAGAAUCGAACAAGCACAGGCAACACGGCCUCUCAGGACCUGUCAUCCACAACGCUGCAUUACCGUCAUCCAGCUUUCUUCCGGAUAAUACAGACAACAUGAAGUCUAUGAUUCUAUCCUCGACGUAACAUACACCGACUUGUAACUUGUAUAACUACGUCAUAUGGUCCUAAGCACCCGGUCUAGAAUACUGAUAAUGCAAAACACUCUCAUGGCCUAUGUAUAUGACCACCGACUUAUCCGCUA
This is a messenger RNA of Fomitopsis serialis, 782 nucleotides long. RefSeq lists its product as uncharacterized. NCBI's taxonomy places the organism in Eukaryota, Fungi, Basidiomycota, Agaricomycetes, Polyporales, Fomitopsidaceae. The record is from RefSeq and is a predicted model, not a curated record. The transcript has 5 exons. The coding region runs from base 215 to 664 and encodes 149 amino acids.